Paraphaeosphaeria sporulosa is the source of this 1720-nucleotide messenger RNA. RefSeq names its product ATP-dependent DNA helicase. NCBI's taxonomy places the organism in Eukaryota, Fungi, Ascomycota, Dothideomycetes, Pleosporales, Didymosphaeriaceae. Gene Ontology annotation, molecular function: ATP binding; four-way junction helicase activity; nucleic acid binding. The transcript is spliced from 4 exons. Gene Ontology annotation, cellular component: nucleus; cytoplasm; chromosome. The coding region runs from base 269 to 1720 and encodes 483 amino acids. The record is from RefSeq and is a predicted model, not a curated record. Gene Ontology annotation, biological process: double-strand break repair via homologous recombination.
GAGAGGUUGACAGAGUGGAUUCAAGGCUCCAGGGCUGACGCUAGUGCACGUGAUCGCGCCACUCCGUACUUUCCUCACGACGCGUCGCGCUUGCACGCUUUCGAUCUUGUCGUUUAACAACUCGCGCGGCCAUAAUGCCACGAAUGUUACUUCAACGACCCUACAAUCCUUUAUUCAAGCCGUGAAAACGGGCGUGAAAACGGGACCGGCUCUUCUGGACGAAAUCUCUGCUGGUUGCAUAUAAGCAGCCUGGGCAUCGUCAACAGCGAUGCCAGGGACUAAAAGAAGGCCCCAUCAUGACCUGGAAUUCACCUUGAGAAGAGUUUUUGGCAAGCGGGAGUUUCGCCCAGUACAACGCGAGGUUAUUGUGGCAACGCUGGAGGGCGAAGAUGUUUUCCUACAAGCCGCCACUUCUUUUGGGAAGAGUUUGUGUUACCAGUUGCCAGCUGUUGUGGAUUUUGGAAUUACUAUUGUGAUCUCGCCGCUUCUUGCUCUCAUGAAUAACCAGGUGGCUUCAAUGAAGAAAGCGAAUGUACGCGUGGAGACAAUCAAUAGCACUACGACUGCCACCAACAAGAAGAAAAUCAAUGACGACCUUCAAUGCGGCCAUCCCCUCACCCGGUUGCUAUAUGUCACGCCGGAGUACUGCCAGCUCGAUUCCUUCCGCCGACUACUCCGCGUCGUGUAUUCCCAACGAGAACUCGCCCGUAUCGCAGUUGACGAAGCCCACUGCGUUAGCGAAUGGGGCCACGACUUCCGCCCUUCCUUCCAACAGCUCUCCUGGUUCAAAGCCGAAUUCCCCGAUGUCCCCAUUAUCUGCCUCACAGCAACAGCCACUGCCCGGGUGCGAGACGACAUCAUCACGACCCUCGGCCUCAAUGCCUCUCAACUGAAGACGUUUCGCAUGAGCACCAGCCGGCCCAACCUCCACUAUGAAAUCCGCUUCAAGAACGACGAUGAGGACCACUAUGACGACUUCGUCCAGUACCUCAAGCGCAUUCACGAGAGACGUGCUGCCCCGGAACGUGCAUCCCAACUUGCAUCCCAGAACCAGCGCCCAGACAACUGGCCUGGCAUCAUCUACACGCUGUUCCGGAAGGACUGCGAGUCGCUCGCCGCCCGCCUUCGCAGCGAUGGCAUAGGCGCAAAACCUUACCACGCAGGCUUGCCCCACACCGAGCGCGCGGACGCCCUUGCCGGCUGGGUCGCCAACAAGGAGGGCUACGACGUCAUCGUUGCGACGACGGCGUUUGGCAUGGGCAUCGACAAGGAAAACGUGCGCUUCGUAGUCCACUGGCAGAUCCCAAAGUCGUUCGAAGGCUUCUACCAAGAAGCCGGGCGCGCGGGCCGAGACGGAAAGGCCGCUUCAUGCAUUCUGUACUACAGCCGCGAGGACCGCGACCGGGCCUUGACGAUGCUGGCGCGUGAUCAGCAGCGGCAGCCAAAAAGCGGUGCUGUGAGUGCGCAGCAGGCGCAGCUCAGGCACAGGCUAAAGAGUAUGCAGUCUUUGGUGGAUUACUGCGAGGGAACGACGAGGUGCAGACAUAAGAUGAUUGCGAACUACUUUGGUGAUGACGGGGACACCCCGUGUGGGAUGGCGUGCGAUUGGUGUCGAGAUGCGAGGGCUCUGGUGAAGAGGAAAGAGGCUGGGUUGGCGAGCGAGGAGUGGGUCAGUACGCAGAGGGAUUUGGGGCGGUAUAACAUCGAUGAGUAUGAGUGA